GAAUUUACCGACCUUGACCUUGACGAUAACGCCACUAUCUCGCCAUAUCGCUAGAAAUGACAGGACGUAUGGUGAUUGUCGUUCUCACGGCUUUUUUGUGCAGUUCGUUAAGGAUAUCGCAUGCACAGACGGCGUCAUGCGCAGAAAUUGGGGGCAGAUGUCUCCCGGACGCGUCAGACAUCUUCUGUGACGGCACACGUGACUACAACAACCCGGGAUGUCCCACAGGAAACUAUUGUUGUGUACCUCUCAAGAACAAGAGCUGCUCGUCUCUCGCUGGCCGAUGUAUGAACCUGAAAUCUGCUCUGGCCUGUGGAGGGGAGAGGGUGUUCGGUACGGCGGACUGCGGCCCGGUCCAACAGGGCAACUACUGCUGUGUAAGACGGAACCCACAAGCAUCCUGCGCAUCACUCGGUGGUCAGUGCAUGAAUGUCAAGUCGGGGCUGGUGUGUGGAGGGGAAGAGGUUCAGGGCACCCCAGACUGCGGUCCUCAAGUCCAGGGCAACUACUGCUGUGUCCGCGCGGACGCUCAAGAUACCCCCAUGGAAGCGUGUGAGAGAGAAGGGGGGAGAUGCCAGACUCUGCUGUCUGCACUGGCUUGUGGCGGCGACAGGGACAACACUCAGUGCGGAGACAGCACCUUCACGUACUGCUGCUACCCUCCAAGACAAUAAACUCUACAUGUCCUCGUACAUUUACAUUUUACGUGCGCUUUAAUAGCAGCCAUUGACGAAUAUAUGUCAGUUCGACCUCUGGAUCCUCUGCAAAGAAAUACUAUUUGGAAAUCGUGAAUCGCUACUAAACUAAAUCCUUUAUUCUGUUCUAUCCUACCCCAACCUCACCAAAACACAUAAUCAAGUUAAACAUUUAGAAUACAAAUGCUUUAAAUUCAUUUUGCAAAAUAAAAUAAUUACGCGGGAA
Molecule: messenger RNA, 921 nt
Organism: Haliotis rufescens (red abalone)
Lineage: Eukaryota; Metazoa; Mollusca; Gastropoda; Lepetellida; Haliotidae
Exons: 5
Coding region: 57-674 (205 amino acids)
Source: RefSeq, a predicted model, not a curated record